This is a messenger RNA of Aspergillus puulaauensis, 4419 nucleotides long. RefSeq names its product putative ABC transporter. Gene Ontology annotation, cellular component: membrane. The coding region runs from base 1 to 4419 and encodes 1472 amino acids. The transcript is spliced from 4 exons. The record is from RefSeq and is a predicted model, not a curated record. Lineage: Eukaryota; Fungi; Ascomycota; Eurotiomycetes; Eurotiales; Aspergillaceae. Gene Ontology annotation, biological process: transmembrane transport. Gene Ontology annotation, molecular function: ABC-type transporter activity; ATP binding; ATP hydrolysis activity.
AUGGAUGAGAAGCUGGGGGUGUCUACUGGUUCAGAUGCCGAUACUCUUGGUUCAAGCUACGAACAGAAUCGAGAGCGGAUCCGGCACAACAAUCCCCAGGGUGCUGUCUCCCACGACUCGGGCGUCAAUGUCGAGAAGGCCGAGCACGAGUUUGCCGAGCUGAACAGGGAGCUUUCUAGCAUCUCCUACCAGGCCCAGAGACUGUCCAAACAUGCUUCCAGGGUCUCGAAGAAUGAUGUCCACAACAGUGAUGUGGAGCGAACAGGCAGCUCAACCGACUCCGUUGAGUCCUGGGACCUCGAAACUGCCCUCCGAGGAAACCAAGCAGCUGAACUAGAGGCUGGUAUUAAAGGGAAACACAUUGGUGUUAUCUGGGAGAAUCUCACUGUUCGUGGAAUCGGCAGCUCCAAAAGCUUCAUCAAGACCUUCCCUGACGCUAUUGUUGAUUUCUUGAACGUCCCUAAGCGGAUCAUGAGCUGGACCGGUCACAACAAUAAAGGCAAAGAGUUCGAUAUCCUCACGGACUUCCGUGGCGUUUUACGAGCCGGAGAGAUGGUACUUGUUCUUGGACGCCCUGGAUCUGGCUGUACCACAUUUCUCAAGUCGAUCACGAAUCAACGGUUUGGUUAUACUGCGGUAGACGGGGAGGUUCUAUAUGGUCCUUUCGACCACAAGACUUUUUCGAAAAGGUUUCGCGGCGAGGCUGUGUAUAAUCAAGAGGACGAUGUCCACCAGCCAACCCUGACCGUCAAACAGACGCUCGGGUUUGCGUUAGAUACAAAGACACCUGGAAAACGGCCACUUGGUGUGUCUAAGGUUGAAUUCAAAGACAAAGUGAUCCGCAUGUUGUUGAAGAUGUUCAAUAUCGAGCACACUGCCAAUACCGUCGUAGGAAACCAGUUCGUUCGAGGCGUGUCUGGAGGGGAGAAACGUCGAGUCAGUAUUGCAGAAAUGAUGAUUACUUCGGCCACGGUCCUGGCAUGGGACAAUUCCACACGCGGUCUUGAUGCCUCUACUGCUCUGGAUUUCGCCAAAUCGCUACGGAUUAUGACCAACAUCUACAAGACCACGACUUUUGUUUCACUGUAUCAAGCGUCAGAGAGCAUCUACAGGCAAUUUGACAAAGUCCUGGUUAUUGACAGUGGUAAACAAGUUUUCUUCGGCCCUGCCACCGAGGCACGAGCGUACUUUGAGAAUCUUGGGUUCAAGGAAAAGCCUCGCCAGACCACCCCCGAUUACCUCACAUCGUGUACCGACCCGUUCGAGCGAGAGUACAAGGAAGGCCGCGACGAGACUAAUGUUCCUUCUUCGCCCGAUGCUCUCACUGCAGCCUUCAAUGAGUCCGUUUACAGUCAAAAACUUGUUACGGAAAUGGACAGCUACCGGCAGCAGAUACAGGACGAGAAGCAAAUCUACAAUGACUUUGAAAUUGCCAACCAAGAAGCAAAGCGCAAAUUCACUUCGAAGUCGUCAGUCUACCUCAUUCCAUAUUACCUUCAGGUUUGGGCCUUGAUGCGACGCCAGUUCCUGAUCAAAUGGCAAGACAAGUUUGCUCUGAACGUCUCUUGGAUUACCUCUACUGGCGUUGCCAUUAUCCUGGGAACUGUCUGGCUUAACCUACCCAAGACUAGUGCUGGUGCAUUUACUAGAGGUGGUCUUCUUUUCACCAGUUUCCUCUUUAAUGGCUUCCAGGCGUUUUCUGAGCUUGCUUCGACCAUGAUGGGACGCCCUCUGGUGAAUAAACAUCGCCAAUUUGCCUUUUACCGACCUAGCGCACUAUUUAUCGCCCAGAUAUUUGUCGAUGCGACAUUCGCAAUUGCCAGGAUUCUCGUUUUUAGUGUCAUAGUAUACUUCAUGUGUGGCCUUGUUCGCGAUGCAGGUGCCUUCUUCACUUUUGUGCUGCUGAUAUUUACUGGCUAUAUCAACAUGACCGUCAUCUUCAGAACUAUCGGCUGCUUAUCACCUGGAUUUGAUCAUGCAAUGAACUUUGUCUCCGUUCUUAUAACUUUGUUUAUCUUGACGUCUGGUUAUCUUGUGCAGUGGCCAAGCGGCCAAGUUUGGCUCCGAUGGUUCUACUAUAUCAACCCUUUUGGAUUGGGAUUCGCCAGUUUGAUGGUCAACGAAUUCAAAAGCCUUAAUAUGACUUGCACUAGCGAAUCUUUGAUCCCCAACGGUGAGGGAUACACGAAUAUGAGCCACCAGGUCUGCACUCUUGCAGGUGGUGAGGCAGGCUCACCCAUCAUUCCUGGGGAAAAUUAUGCGGCAGUCACGUUCAAUUACAGAAGAGAAGAUCUCUGGCGGAACUUUGGCAUCAUGGUAGCUCUCAUUGUGGCAUUUUUGGCAAUGAAUUUGUAUUUCGGCGAGGCGGUUCGUUUCAACGCUGGCGGCAAGACGGUCACCUUUUACCAGAAAGAGAACGGCGAGCGAAGGAAACUGAACGAAACGCUGAAGGGCCAGCGCUAUACCCGGCAAUCAAAAGAACUAAGCGGUCCUGGAGCCGAUGUCUCCGUCGCUUCGAAGGCCGUCUUGACAUGGGAGGAUGUCUGUUACGAUGUACCCGUGGCGUCUGGCACUCGUCGACUGCUACAUAAUAUCUAUGGCUACGUUCAGCCUGGCAAACUAACAGCCUUGAUGGGGGCGUCUGGAGCAGGCAAGACGACCCUUCUUGACGUCCUCGCAGCGAGAAAGAACAUUGGCGUUAUUGGCGGCGAUAUUCUGGUAGAUGGUGCUAAGCCUGGUACUUCUUUCCAGCGAGGUACCUCUUAUGCGGAGCAAAUGGAUGUGCAUGAACCAAUGCAGACAGUUCGCGAGGCCCUGCGCUUUUCUGCCGACCUCCGUCAACCAUACGAUGUCCCACAGACCGAGAAAUAUGCGUAUGUGGAAGAGAUAAUCUCGCUGCUGGAGCUGGAAAACCUCGCAGAUGCUGUCAUCGGUACACCAGAGACUGGCCUGUCUGUUGAGGAGAGGAAGCGUGUUACGAUUGGUGUCGAGUUGGCUGCGAAACCGGAAAUGCUGCUAUUCCUGGACGAGCCUACUUCGGGGCUCGACAGCCAGUCUGCCUUCAAUAUUGUUCGAUUCCUGCGCAAGCUUGCUGCGGCUGGACAGGCUAUUCUAUGCACGAUCCACCAGCCUAACUCGGCCCUCUUCGAGAACUUUGACCGUCUCUUGUUGUUGAAGAGUGGAGGCGAGUGCGUGUAUUUUGGUGAUAUCGGCCAGGACUCAAGUAUCCUGCUUUCCUAUUUCCGCCGUAACGGCGCAGAUUGUCCGGCCGACGCGAACCCUGCCGAGUGGAUGCUUGAUGCAAUUGGUGCAGGUCAAAGCCGCCAUAUUGGAAAUCGCGACUGGGUUGAAUUUUGGAGAGAGUCCCCUGAACGCGAGCAGGCCAAGCGUGAGAUUAUUGAGAUAAAGUCCCGACGUGUUGAAGAGGCUAGACAGACCCAAGCGACGUACUCGGCUGACAAGGAGUACGCAACGCCGCUCUGGCAUCAAAUCAAGACCGUUUGCAAGCGGACCAACAUCGUGUUUUGGCGCUCUCACAAGUACGGCUUUACGAGACUUUUUACCCACUUCAGUAUCUCUCUGAUCACUGGUCUUGCAUACCUGCAACUCGACGAUUCUCGAGCUUCGCUUCAGUACCGUAUUUUUGUUCUGUUCAACGUUACAGUUAUUCCCAUCAUCAUUAUCCAGAUGGUCGAGCCGCGGUACGAGAUGUCGCGAUUAGUUUUCUAUCGUGAAGCUGCGUCAAAGACAUACAAGGAUUUCGCCUUUGCGGUGUCCAUGGUCAUAGCUGAGAUCCCGUAUUGCAUGAUCUGUGCAGUUAUCUUCUUCGUUUUCCUCUUCUACAUCCCCGGAUUCCAGAGUGCGAGUGAUCGAGCAGGCUACCAAUUCCUCAUGGUCGUGAUUACCCAGUUGUUUGCCGUCACACUAGGUCAAAUGGUCCAAGCCCUAACCCCAAAUAGCAUGAUCGCGUCGCAGUUUAACCCCCCGCUUAUGAUCUUGUUCAGUUUGUUCUGCGGUGUCAUGAUACCCAAGCCACAGAUGCCUGGGUUCUGGCGAGCGUGGUUCUAUGAGCUGGAUCCAUUCACGCGCAUCAUCAGCGGAAUGGUCACGACGGAGCUGCACGGGCGGUCUGUUGCCUGUACUCCCGGUGAAUUCAAUCGUUUCCAAGCGCCCGUGGAUCAAACCUGCGGCGAGUAUAUGCAGGCAUUCUUUGACAGAGGUGGGAUAGGAUACCUGGCCAACAACGCGACCCAGGACUGUGAGUACUGCGCGUAUCGGAUCGGGGAUGAAUACUAUCAAGCGUUUGAGAUGAGCUUCGACAACAGAUGGAGGGAUCUGGGCAUCUAUGCAGCCUUUGUGGGAUCGAAUCUGAUUAUUUUAUUCCUGGCUGCGCGUUACCUGAACUUCAAUCGGCGAUAA